Malassezia restricta is the source of this 1038-nucleotide messenger RNA. RefSeq names its product required for respiratory growth protein 9, mitochondrial. The transcript has a single exon. The record is from RefSeq and is a predicted model, not a curated record. Lineage: Eukaryota; Fungi; Basidiomycota; Malasseziomycetes; Malasseziales; Malasseziaceae. The coding region runs from base 1 to 1038 and encodes 345 amino acids. Gene Ontology annotation, cellular component: nucleus.
AUGUGGCGUCGCUGUGCGCUGCGAUCGCUGCACACCAGUGCCAGGGCUGCGUUGCCCAGGGUGCGGCGCCCCACGGCUCCUACAGCUCCUACGACCAAGCCGGCACCGGCGCGCCUGCCCUGGUUCAUGGACGAGCACAUUGUCGAAGCCAAGGCACCGCCGCCUGAGCCGAGCCCCGACGUGUUGCCACCGGUCGUGUGGAUGCCUGCCUAUAUCCCUACCUCGGGCCAUGUGCCCCAGCAGCUCUCCACGCUGGUCGAUAUGUGCACAACAGGUGCACUCCAUCCACUGGUGGCACGUCCUGCUGAGCCAGAUGACAUCGAUGUCGAUGAUUGGUCGGAACGCGUGCGGGGCUCGCCGAUCACCGUGAUUCGGCCCACGGCGACCUCAGAGGCCGUCGUGGAUCAGGUGCAGGACUGGAUUGUCAUCGUGCAAGUGCGCGGCACGAAUGUCGGCACGGUGCGUCGCGUGGCGCAGGAACUCGUUCAGUACUUGAAGCAUACGCCUCCGCCCACGACGCUGCCGGCCAAGGACGCGGCGCUGGAUGCGGUCCUGGGUCCCGCUCACAUCAUACAACAAGCCACGUCUGAGCAUCCUGAGAGCUGGUCGCCGAAGCGCAAGCUCUCUCGCGAGGCGAUCGAGGGCGUACGACUCUUGCACGCCAAGGACCCUGCGCACUUUUCCGUCAAGACGCUGAGCGAGCGCUUCGGCGUGAGUGUUGAGGGCAUGCGGCGCAUUCUUCACAGCUCAUGGCAGCCGAGUCCUGAGGCUGCGCAGCGCCAAAACGCUCGCGCGCAUAGCCAGCGAAACGCGAGAGAGGCGGAGGAAAUGGACGCCCUCCUGCCUACCACAUACCCUGUGCGCGUCGAGGGCCUGGUAUCGAGUGCCGAUCUGGCCAAGGAAGGCCGCCGCGCCAAGAGUGUGGCGUCGCGCGGCAGCGGUGAUUGGUGCCUGAUCGAUGCUGGGUGGUGCGUCGUGCAUGUUAUGACGAGCGACGCUCGGGAGCGGUACCGCAUCGAGGAGCUGUGGAAGGCCUAA